Panicum virgatum (switchgrass) is the source of this 1155-nucleotide messenger RNA. Its product is annotated as cysteine-rich receptor-like protein kinase 6. Lineage: Eukaryota; Viridiplantae; Streptophyta; Magnoliopsida; Poales; Poaceae. The transcript has 4 exons. The record is from RefSeq and is a predicted model, not a curated record. Bases 1 to 1155 code for a protein of 384 amino acids.
AUGGGGCAGCAUGGACUAGACCUCGAAGCCGGUCAGGCAGCGAGGAGUGACUGCGGGGACAUCGGCGCCUCCGCCUGCAACACCUGCGUCGCCACGGGCUUCCAGGACACGCAGCAGUUCUGCGCGUUUGCCAAGGACGCCGCCGUGUACUAUGACUCCUGCCUCCUCUGCUUCUCCAACACAAACUUCAUCGCGACCGCCGACAACGAUGUUGUGAUGAUCCUCAUGAACACCAAGAACUUCACGGGGAACGCCGACUCCAUGAGGCUCAUGCUGUUCACGCUGCUGAAUGACACGACCCAGCAAGCGGCCGGCAGCUCGACGAGGUUCACGACCGCGCGCCUGGACAUCAGCUUGCUGCCGACGAUGUACUGCCUCGUGCAGUGCAUGCCCGACCUCGCCGCCGGCGAGUACGCGGCGUGUCUGCGGGACUUCCUGCAGCUGACGCUCCGGUACCUCGACGGGAAACAAGGAGGUCGGCUGAUCGGGGUUCGGUGUAACAUGAGGUACGAGAUCUACCCUUUCUACAAUGGGGACCCGAUGCUGCGUAUUAUCUCACGGGCCCCUGCAGUACCGGCGAUCAAUAGCACGCCGCCGGGAACGCCUAUCACAGUGUUUCCGCAGCCGCCACUGCCGCCGGCGUCAGUCCCGGCCGGUCCAGCACAAGAACACAGAGACAGAGAGGGAGAGAUAGAGAGAGGAGGCAGGGCACGCCUGAGUGCCAGCAGCAGGGAGGGGUGCGCCGCCGUGGUGUCCUCCUCCUCCAACUCUGGGGAGCACGAGCGCGAGAGGCGGGCGAGCGGCGUGGAGGUUGGCGGCUCGCCGGAGGCGGGCGUGUGGGGCAUGGAGGCUGGUGGCUCGCAUUCACGAGAGGCGUGCUCGCGACGUGGAGGCCGGUGGCUUGCAGCCACGGGAGGGGCUCUUGCAGCGGUGCGUGUUGGGGCCAGGGCAUCUGGCGGCGGCGCACAGGCGGGCUCUGCGGGGCAGCGCACGGGCGGGCUCUGCGCGGCAGCACGUAGGCUCGGUCCCAUGACGGCGCGAGUGCAGGCUAGGGAGGGGAGCUCACAGCAGGUUGAAGCGCCGCUCCCUCGCCCAGCGGGCUACAGCGCGCGGCGCGAGCCAGGGGCGGCGGUUGGAGCAGAGGCGGCGGCAUAG